AGCCUCUGGUUGCCAAGCUCUUUCAAUAAACCGUUAAUUAAUUAUUAUUAUUAUUAUUAAGUUGGAUAUGUCCGUUUCGCUUUACGCUCUUCAUUUGUCGGAGUCGUUUUCAAUGUCACUAAAAUUAAAUCUCUAUCGUAAAAAAAAAAAUAGUUAUAUUAUUAUUAUUAGUGUUUUUUGUUGUUAUAAUAAGUGAUUAAGUGACUAUAGUGAUGGAUAAUAGAGUUGCGAUGUACUGGAUCUUACGAGGCUACUCAGUGUGUUGUGAGAGACUGACAUUAUAACCGCUGACAUCACUCGCUACACCUACACCUACUACUGCUACGUCACUCUUGUCAUGUUAUUGGUCAUCUAUUUGUGAUCUUAUUGGCCAGUUACUUCGUCUACUUGUGUUCUUAUUGGCCAACGACUUCACCAUGGAUCGCCCGCUUCCCCAUUCUACGAGCUGAUUGGGUUAAAGCAAAUAGCAACUACGCGUGAGCUGAUUGGCUGUGAAUUAAGACCACUUGUUGGCUCGAAUUAUUGGCUAGUUUAAGUGGUGGCGUGUGAUUGGUCGUCUCUUGGUGAUGGUGGGAGGUGAUUGGUGGAGGGAGAUGUUAUUCGCGUGUUGCCUUGGACACAGCAGUUGGAGUCCAUCAGGCGUGAACCAACAUGGCUACACCAGACCUGGCUGUCCUCCCUACGCCUGGGACCAUCCUCACCCACCACAG
Homarus americanus (American lobster) is the source of this 710-nucleotide messenger RNA. RefSeq names its product high affinity cAMP-specific and IBMX-insensitive 3',5'-cyclic phosphodiesterase 8B-like. Lineage: Eukaryota; Metazoa; Arthropoda; Malacostraca; Decapoda; Nephropidae. The record is from RefSeq and is a predicted model, not a curated record.